Messenger RNA from Trifolium pratense (red clover), 2143 nucleotides. RefSeq names its product L-tryptophan--pyruvate aminotransferase 1-like. NCBI's taxonomy places the organism in Eukaryota, Viridiplantae, Streptophyta, Magnoliopsida, Fabales, Fabaceae. The transcript is spliced from 5 exons. Bases 995 to 2038 code for a protein of 347 amino acids. Gene Ontology annotation, biological process: amino acid metabolic process. The record is from RefSeq and is a predicted model, not a curated record. Gene Ontology annotation, molecular function: transaminase activity; carbon-sulfur lyase activity.
UUUUUUGUAAUCUUUCUUUUCUUCACUUGAAUUAUUGAUAAAAAUUAAAGAAAUAAACAGAAAUGAUAAUUUUCAUUCCACUAAAUAUUAGUGCGACUAAAAUCAUAGAUUAAUUUUAUUUUUUUCCUUUCUUUAAUUAAAUUAAGUUGGCAAUUUAAUUUUAUAGUAUUGGACGAUAUUUUAUUGUGUCAUGAUCAAUAUUUUUUUGGUAAUUUUUUACCCAAGAGCACUUAAAUGAGAUGACGCGAGUCUCUUCUAGCUUAACCAAGAUUCUGGGUUCGAUCACUGGCUUGGACAUGCAGCAGUGUCAAACCUCUUAUGGAGAGUUUGCCACUCAUUUGGAUCCCACAAGACUAUAAUAGAAUGACAAAAAACUGAGUGAUUUUAAAAUAGAAUUAAACGUUAUAUUUAUUUAUUAUCAUUAUUGGCAUAUGAAUUCUAUCUUCUUUUUUUCAAAAAAAAUUAUCUAACUAUCUUUUUCUCUUAUUGUUCUUUUUGUGUUUUAAAUCUCUCCUUUUAAAAAAUUCAAUUUCUUUUUUCACUACCUACAAGUGUGUUUUUCACGAUUAGAUUAAUAAAUUACAUCGGAUCUCAUUUGAUCCAAUGAUGUGGUUUGUUGAUGUAACCGUAGAAAUCAACUCAUGUAUGACGUAAAAUAUGUCUCAUUUGUGCACUAUAGAAUUAACUUUAUUUUUGUCUCAUAAAUAUAGAUCAGUUGGAAACUACUAGAAAUAUUAUUGCAUGAGUCAGAGUUUGAACCGAAUCUAGAUUUUGCACCUAUCUUGUGUCAAGGGGAAGAAUCUAUUUCUCAUAUUUGGACCAACACGGUAUACAAUAAUCUGGAUAAGCAAGUACACCACAUUAAACUGGGAAAAGUCAUUGAUAGUGUUUUCAGGUGUCGGUAUAAGAGUGUGGUAUUUGGUUAUGAUGAUUUAUAUAUGAUUGUGAAAUUAACAGGGGUGAUCCAUUGGCAUUUGGGUCAUACUGGAAGCAGAUGAGUGAUGAGUGUACAGUGGUGAUUAAAGGAUGGGAAUUGAUGAGUUACUACAGUGAUUCAAGUAACAUGUGUUGGUUCAUGUUACCAGAACUGAGGGAUGAAAUAGAGAGACUUCACCAUUUGGUUGGGAAUGCUGUGACCAAAGAUAAAUACAUAGUAGUUGGAAAUGGUUCUUCUCAACUCUUUCAAGCUGCUUUGUUUGCUGUGUCUCCUUCAGAUGUCUCUGAUCACCCCAUCAAUGUUGUUGUUACUGCUCCUUAUUAUUCGGAGUAUAAAAAUGCAAUUAAUGUAUUGCAUUCGAGGAUGUUUCGAUGGGCUGGUGAUGCUGCUUUGUAUGAUGAAAACAAACCUUACAUAGAGGUGGUGACGUCCCCAAACAAUCCUGACGGGACUCUUCGUGUACCAAUGGUGAACUCUCUAGCUGAAGGGAAGUUGAUUCAUGAUUUGGCUUAUUAUUGGCCGCAAUACACACCCAUUAAUUAUGAAGCUGGCCAUGAUAUUAUGCUCUUUACAUUCUCCAAAUGCACAGGCCAUGCUGGUUCUCGUAUUGGAUGGGCUAUUGUAAAGGAUAUUGCAGUUGCUAAAAAGAUGGCCACAUUUGUGCAAUCCAGCACAAUGGGGGUGUCAAAAGAAUCCCAAACACGAGCUGCUAAGAUCAUUGCAGUGAUUUGUGAUGGUUACCAAAAUUUCAAGUCCAAUGAAUCUGAACUCUUCUUUGAAUAUAGCAAACGCCUCAUGAGGGAAAGGUGGGAGAAAUUUAGAGGUGCUAUUGAGCAAAGCAUGGUCUUUAACGUAACCAAGUAUCCAAGGGCCCACUGUAAUUUCACCAAUGAGAUAUCUGAAACAUACCCUAGUUUUGCUUGGUUGAAAUGCGAGGAAGGCAUAGAAAAUAGUCAUCAUUGUCUAAGGAAAUUGAAUAUUUGUGGAAGGGAAGGUGAGCGAUUUGGUGUUGAUUCAAAGUAUGUUAGGAUUAGCAUGCUUGGCAUAGAUGAUGAGUUCAAUGAAAUGGUGAAGAGGCUAUCAAAUGCUAAAAAAGAAUAAGAUCAGAGAUGAUGUAAAACAGGAGAGUUUCUACAGUGCCUUGAAAAACCUUAAGUGUUUUGGCACUGUUUAUUGGUAACGAAAUAAAAUUAAAGUUAUGAAUUA